AUGUCUGUACCUACCUUAUCUAACAAACCAGAAAAUAUUGAUUUGCUUGUAUUAGGACCAGGAGAAAAAAAAGUUAAAUGUAUAAUUUCUGAAAGGGGUGAUUGUAAUAUAUUUAUAAUCAAAUUAGAAGAUCACACAUUAGGAAAUUUAAUAAAACAACAACUUUGUCAAGAUCCUAAAGUUACUUUUGCGGCAUAUAGACAACCACAUCCUCUUGAAAAUUCGAUUGAAAUAACAAUUAAACCAAAAGGAUUUGCAGGAGUUAAGCUUCUUUCUGAAAAUAUAAACAAUUUAUUAUCUCAAGUUUCUAAUUUAAAAGAAUCAUUUAUAAAAAAAGUUCAAAAAUAUAAAGAAAAGAACUCUUACUACGAAGAGUAUUGA
Molecule: messenger RNA, 381 nt
Organism: Plasmodium gallinaceum
Lineage: Eukaryota; Apicomplexa; Aconoidasida; Haemosporida; Plasmodiidae
Product: DNA-directed RNA polymerase 2, putative
Exons: 4
Coding region: 1-381 (126 amino acids)
Biological process (GO): transcription by RNA polymerase II
Cellular component (GO): RNA polymerase II, core complex; RNA polymerase I complex; RNA polymerase III complex
Molecular function (GO): protein dimerization activity; DNA binding
Source: RefSeq, a predicted model, not a curated record